CUGUUCACACCCUCUGACACAGUUUUGCAGUGAUCCACAUUCUGGAUCAUCUGGACCCUGCUCUUAAAGACACUGCAGGUUCUGGUUGAGGUGGAUCCUAGUCCUGAUCAUGUGGGGUACUUUGAGGUCCAGCAAGACUCAGCAGAACGGUGGAGCAGGAGAAGAGAGGAGGAAACAGCUGAAACUGAAGAACCCUGCAAAGAUCUGGAAGAAGCUCAGACAACAGAACCACACCGACACUGCAGAGGAUGAGUGUGACAAGGUUCUGCAGCAGCAACAGGAGGAGAAGGAGGAGCAGCUGGAGGAGGUCAGCAGGGGGCUGAUCAUCAGGGAGGAGCAGCUGUUCAGUCAGGACACCCCCAGCGAGGAGGAGGAGGACCAGCUUCAGAGAGACUUUGAGGCUCUCAGACUGAAGAUAUGGAUGGCUAUUGACAACACCUUCACCUCCUCAUCUUCCUCCUUGGAGCACCUGGAGGUCCUGAGAAGUGCUGUGGUCUCUAUCCAGCAGCAGGAGGAGCAGGACCGGCUGUGGGUGGGGCGUCUGGAGAACAGAGUCCCGGUGUGGCGUCCUCAGAAGUGUCUGAGCAUUCACAACAGUCUGCUGCAGAACAUGGUGCAGUCCAGACUGAGGAAGGGCUCAGAGGAGGAACCAAGUGGAACCGACGGACUGUCUUCACCUGUGAAAAAGGAGGUGUGUGGAAUUGGGAAGCGUGUGAAGGAGGACCUGCUGACGGUGGUGAGGACCGUGAAGGCCUGCUACCCUCCACAGGUGGACAUCCUGAACCUGUAUGCUGGACUGUACCAUCAGUGCUUCUCUGUCCGAAUGAGGGAACUCGCUGAUUCUGGUCUUGACAUUGAGGACUGCAGCUACCUGCUGUUCUGGGUCAACCAGUACUACCCACAUGAAAUAUUGAACCAUGAAGAGCUGGAGGGAAAGAUAAAGACGGCCUGUCUGGGUUCUCUGCUGCUGCAGGACCAUCUAAACCGCCUGGAGGACCAGUACCUGACCCACAAAGAGGACCAAAUGAAACUGUGGCUGAACACCGCUCUGAAGAAAGAGGAGGAGAGCUGGCUGAGCGGCAGCACACCUGAAGUCAUCGACCAAUACCUCUUCAGCCCGCUAGCUAUAGACGUCAUACAGGUGAUAGAUGGCUCCCUGACUGAGUUCAGCUGUGUGAUCGGAGACCAGAAGAAAGCUGAGAGGAUCACAGCUCACCUGGAGAGCUUCCUCUGCAGCUAUAAGAAGAGUUUGGAGAAUUUUGUGAAGGGUAACCAUGGUAACAUCCGUUCAGUGGUCAAAGCUCACCUGGUCUGUGAGCAGCAGCUCAGGGAUUACAUCACUGCUCAAACAGGAAGUCUGAUGGAGCAGCAGAGACAUCGCUGCCUGGAUGCUCUGACUUCCCUGAGGGAUUGUGGGUACAGGUGUUUCACCUGUCCCAUUCACAGCCAACUGAAGGUGUGUCUCACUCAGCUGUGGACGUCUGUCUGGUUGGACGGGUCACUUCCUGUCGUUGAUUCUUUGCUGGGCUCUCUGAACCAACACCUGAGAGACCUGGUUGACCUGAAACCAGCCUGCAGACAGUCUCUGCUGUGCGUCCUCCAUCAGGAUGUGGUUAUUCAGUAUGUGAAGAGGAUGAUGAAGACCAGGAUGAAGAGCAGAGAGCAGCAGGUGGGAGGAGCUAAGAGGAUGAUUGAAGAUGCCCGAAAAAUCAACGGCUUCUUCAGCGAGGGGGGCUGCAGCGAGUCUUUGUGGCUCGGGGAGAUCCUCUGCAGUCUGGCUGAGAUCCUCCGUCUGCAGGAUCCUGGAAGUGUUCAGCUGGAGAUGGUCAGCAUGGCCAGAAAGUUCAGUGACCUCAGUGACGCUCACGUGUCAGCGCUGCUCUCUCUGAAAACCGGCCUAUCAGCAGGCGACAUUCGCUCCAUCAAACGCAGCGUGGGGGAGAACCGCCUCCUCGGAGGCUCCACCAAUCACAGCCCUCCGUUCUUCUCCAAGGUCAAAGUCAAAUGGAUCAGUAAGUUUAGCCAACAGUGUUAGUGAGUCAGCACGUCAGCAUGUUAGUGGUCAGUACAGUAUUUUAUGUGUAUUAUAUGUUGAAAGCCGUUGCCAUGGUUACAGUCAGUGACUGAGGGGUCGAUCACACAGAAACACAGUGAAACCGCCGUUUUCCUGCGGCCAAUCACAUUAAGCAAAAGGCGGGCUUUACUCUUUAUCACUUCCAUCCUGUUUUGAUGCUGUUUACUAUGCUGGUAAAUAGGUUAGCUAGUGAGCAGGACGUAGUGGAGGGCAAACUCCGUUAUCUACUCUUUGAAUGAAGUUCUAGAGCUCGACGUCUGCGUCAAUGCGCUUUAUUUUGUCCCGGUUAUUAUUGAUCACCCGGUUGCACGUGCAGCCUCUCUCCCCGACGCUCUUUGCCCAGAUGUUUCUGAAGCUGCGGCGGCUGUUAGUGUCUCUGUGUGAUCGUUCAGGCUGCGUCUGAAGUCAGUGGGUGCGUGAGAUCAUCAGAGUAUUCGUGGUGAUGGCGCUCUGAAGCGUCACACAGUUCCUGAAGUAAACACAGCAUUUAAUCAUCAGAACAGCUGUCACACAGUCACUGAGGGUGCAGUGCAUGUUUCUACACCCUCGUAGACCUGGACCUGGUCUCAUUGAUUGGGAUCGGCUAUAUUGAGCUUUAUUUUGUUUUACGUCAGCUGUCAGGCACAGUGCAGCCAUCGUCAGCUGUCUCCACUGUCUCUGUCCUCCACUCUGAGUCUGUGUGUGUGUGUGUGUGUGAAGCACUUUUUGGCUCCAAGCAGCUGUUUUUUCUGAUAACACAAUAACAAUAUCAGGUCUCUGACAGCCAAUGCCACAGUAACAAGGCAAGUUUAUUUGGCAAGCAGCCAUAUUUCAACUCCCAGUGGGCUGAUUUUGAUUCUAAAAUGCAGGUCCUACUCAUCAUACCAAUAACCGCAUAAUGAAUCAAAAUCAGCCCACUGGGGGUUGAAAUAUAGACACUUCUUGUUUAAAUGUCAGAAAUGGAUUCAGUGUCCUCAUUAAUCUCCAAAACCUCCUUUAUUGUCCCAAUCAUCCAAUCAGCUGCUGAGAUAUUGUCCAUAUAGCUGAUUAUUAAUGCUAAUGAUGCUAAUUGUCAAACAUAUUUAGCCUCUGUCAGUCUCUAAAUGCUGAAGACCCUGACGUUUAUUAAACUUUAGUACUUGACGCUUCCUGGCGUUGGUGGUCAGUAGAUUAUUAUCUCAGUGAUGGAAAUUGAAAACUUGAAUGGUGUGAAUGUUAAUGAAAGAUUAAAAUCAGAUUUGCUGCAGUUUGUGAGUUAAAUGUUGCACCUGCUGACCGAUUUCUGAUUAAAGUAGUAUAAUAAUAAAUAACAUAAUAAUUCAAUGUAGCAGUGAUGAUGUCGGUACAUACAGUAGUGUUGGAUAUACUUCAUGUUUCACUGCAGAACCGUACUACCUGAUUUUCAUCAUAUUGUAUUUCCAUCAGUGUGAUCUCUGUCACCAGACUCAACUCAAUAAAUGGCUUAUUUAGUGGA
Dicentrarchus labrax (European seabass) is the source of this 3527-nucleotide messenger RNA. RefSeq names its product tumor necrosis factor alpha-induced protein 2-like. Bases 110 to 2035 code for a protein of 641 amino acids. NCBI's taxonomy places the organism in Eukaryota, Metazoa, Chordata, Actinopteri, Moronidae. Gene Ontology annotation, cellular component: exocyst. The record is from RefSeq and is a predicted model, not a curated record. Gene Ontology annotation, molecular function: SNARE binding. The transcript is spliced from 13 exons. Gene Ontology annotation, biological process: exocyst localization; exocytosis.